This is a messenger RNA of Cryptomeria japonica (Japanese cedar), 471 nucleotides long. RefSeq lists its product as uncharacterized. The record is from RefSeq and is a predicted model, not a curated record. Gene Ontology annotation, molecular function: dynein intermediate chain binding; dynein light intermediate chain binding. The transcript is spliced from 2 exons. Gene Ontology annotation, biological process: microtubule-based process. Gene Ontology annotation, cellular component: dynein complex. Bases 58 to 471 code for a protein of 137 amino acids. Lineage: Eukaryota; Viridiplantae; Streptophyta; Pinopsida; Cupressales; Cupressaceae.
UUUUCCAACACUUAGUGGGCACCUGCUCUAAGAAGAGCGAGAGAGAGCAUUUACAGAAUGACGGAGGUGAAGAACAUGCUGAAAAACGGCGCAGAGGAGAAGAGCAUAGUGGAAAAUGAAGUAGAGUACAAGAAGCCGAAUCGGAAAGCAAUUGAGAAGAGCAUAGUGGAAAAUGAAGUAGAGUACAAGAAGCCGAAUCGGAAAGCAAUUGUUAAGAGUGCUGAUAUGAGCGAGGAAAUGCAGGAGGAAGCCAUUCAAUGCGCUUCUCAGGCCCUGGACAUCCACGCUGUAGAGAAGGACGUUGCAGCAUAUCACAAAAAAGAGUUUGACAUGAGGCAUGCGCCUACUUGGCACUGCAUCGUGGGGCGAAAUUUUGGCUCAUAUGUUACUCAUGAGACAAACCAUUUCAUAUACUUUUAUGAUUUCAUAUACUUUUAUCUGGAUCAGAUGGCAGUUCUCUUUUUCAAAUAA